ACAUUCGUCUCCAGUCAGCCAGUGUCAUGGAAGCAGUUGAGGACAUAGUGAUCGUUGGAGCUGGCAUAGCAGGACUUGCCACAGCUUUAGGACUUCAUAGGCUGGGCAUAAGAAGCUUGGUUUUGGAGUCGCAUGACCAUUUGAGGACCACAGGGUUUGCGCUGGGAAUAUGGACAAAUGGUUGGAAAGCUUUGGACGCAGUGGGGGUUGGCGAAUCACUCCGUCGGCGGCACAACCGACUUCUCAGGGUGAUGACCUCUUCCACAAUUUCUGGACUUCGUACAGCAGAGAUACCAUUAAGUGCGAUGGGGCCGCAGAGAGACCAUGAAUUCCGUUGUGUGCAGAGGAAGAUCUUGUUGGAGACUCUUGAGAAAGAACUUCCAAGUGGCACUAUUAAAUUUUCUUCCAAGGUGGUUUCAAUCGAGGAAUCAGGUUACCUCAAGCUUAUUCAUCUUUCUGAUGGUUCUAUUCUCAAGGCAAAGCUGUUGAUUGGGUGCGAUGGAGUGAACUCCGCUGUGGCCAAAUCGUUAGGCUUCAAGAUGCCUGCUUUUGUUGGCCGAUUCGGCAUUAGGGCCUUUGUAUAUUAUGAAAAUGGUCAUGAUCUUGAGCCCAAAAUUUUCCAGUUCAUGGGCGAAGGAGUUAGAUAUGGUGUCAUUCCUUGCGAUGAUAAGACUAUAUACUGGUUCUUCAGUUUUUCUCCUUCCAGCCACAAUGAGGAGAUCAUAGACAAUCCGCCUAAGAUAAAGCAAUUUGUGCUAAGCAAGCUCGGAAAAGUCGCCGACAACAUAAAAGCUGUUAUAGAUGACACGGAUUUGGAUAACAUGGUGUUAUCUCCACUGAGAUUUAGACAUGCAUGGGAGAUUUUAUGGGGAAACAUAAGCAAAAGCAAUGUUUGUGUAGCUGGAGAUGCAUUCCACCCCAUGACACCAGAUAUUGCCCAAGGAGGCUGUGCGGCCCUAGAAGAUGGCAUCGUCUUAGCAAGAUGCCUGGGUGAAGCCUUGAGAGAUAGGCAAGUCAUGAGAAGUGAAGCAAAGGGUAUAGAAGAGGAGCAGGAGUACAAGAGGAUUGAGAUGGGUUUGCGCAAUUAUGCCAAAGAGAGAAGAUGGAGAGCGUUUCAGCUCAUAACUGCAGCUUAUAUGGCGGGGUACAUGCUACAAAGCAAUGGUAAGAUAUUGAACUUCUUGAGGGAUAAAGUACUGGCGGGGUUCCUGGCGGGUCAGCUGCCGAGAAUAGGGAGCUACGAUUGCGGGAUGCUAAGAACUCCUUGAAUUCAGACCUUAGUGGCAUAUAUUGCUAUUGCCUUUUCAGGUUACAUAGCGAGUGUUUAUCUUCUUCCCAUGCAAAGGAAAAUAAGGGAACGUUUGUGUCUGUGCAUGUAAAGUGAGGAUGAUGAAUGCAUGAACUACAAUUUCAUUUUGACUGCAAGAAAAUCUUUUCCUCUUUAAGGCAGCGAUUUCAGAUAUGUGAGUGGUUGAAUUUGCUUCUUU
Messenger RNA from Rhodamnia argentea, 1487 nucleotides. Its product is annotated as monooxygenase 2-like. Gene Ontology annotation, molecular function: FAD binding. The transcript is spliced from 6 exons. The coding region runs from base 27 to 1268 and encodes 413 amino acids. The record is from RefSeq and is a predicted model, not a curated record. NCBI's taxonomy places the organism in Eukaryota, Viridiplantae, Streptophyta, Magnoliopsida, Myrtales, Myrtaceae.